Acanthochromis polyacanthus (spiny chromis) is the source of this 2568-nucleotide messenger RNA. RefSeq names its product RNA binding motif protein 44 (gene rbm44). Lineage: Eukaryota; Metazoa; Chordata; Actinopteri; Pomacentridae. The coding region runs from base 1 to 2298 and encodes 765 amino acids. The record is from RefSeq and is a predicted model, not a curated record. Gene Ontology annotation, molecular function: RNA binding. The transcript is spliced from 13 exons.
AUGGUGCCGUGUUUUCUGGCUAACCCGGUGUUGCGCUCCGCCUCCAACUCACCGUGGCUCGGGUUGUGGCCUUCCCGGGUGUCCGUUCCCGGCCUUUCUGACUCGGACAGAGAGUACGUGGGAGCCACGCUAACGCUGCCGGUGGUUCCGUGUUUUUACAAUCCGGCGCCAGAGCCUCAAAGUCAGAAGGAGAGCAGGAGGUUCAUCCUGGACAGGUCAGUGUUUGACUUGGUGGAAACCCACAUGUACCUGUCCCUGACCGAUUCCAGGCUGCUCAACUGGUACCUGAGUUUAUCUCCAGAGGACAGACGGAUUGUCCAAGCUGAAGGAGGCUUUCGUCAGUUCCUGUGCAGACAUCCAGCCUUAGAGAUGUCCAAACAUCACGUUUAUGUGAAAUUGAAUGAAGAACCUUCAGAAUACAGCGACGUGAACGUCAGCCAGACCAGCAGUAGUUCUGUGGGCUCAGAGAACGACCCCACAGAGGACAGGUGUCAGGACUACCUGCUGCAGAGGGACCAGUUCACUGAUGAAGAUCAGGCCAAGAACAUCCACAGCAUCAUGGAGGACGAUCAGAGCAUCCUGAUCUGUUCUCCUUCAUGUCUGAAGUCUGAUCCUCCUCAGGUCACCAUGAACCCCUCAGAGUUUGCCUGCCGUCCUACCUGUGAUGUUAGCGUUGGCACUGAGCUGCUGCUGAGGACUUCAAUCUUCACCCAAACCGAAGACCCAGAAACAGCCGACAAAAACGUCAUCACUGAAGUCCACAUGUCCGACCUGGACUAUGUGGCCGAGGUAAGACCAGAAACCCAACGUCUGAACCUAGGCGACUGUGACUGUACUGAGCGCGCUCAGAAAGCAGAGCUGAGCCUGUUGGCGCUGCAGUACAACAUCUGCAAACAUCACAUCUGGAGAUUCUUCUGGGAGGGAAAGCAGCUGAACUCAGUGAACAAAGAUCCUCCUAAAAACAUCGCAGAGGUUCUGGACAAACUGGACUCUGACUACCAGGAGAUGAAGCAUCAGAUCCUGGCUGGAGUUCCUCUGGAGCAGCUGAAGCCUCUUUCUGUGGACUCUGGGAAGAUAAUCUCAGGAAGUUACACACCUUUACAGACUGAGAAGAAAAUCAUGAAAACAAGAAGAGCUGCUACCGUGAUCCUGAAGGACGGACGUUUUCUGCAGAACAACAAGCAGGAAGGAAAUGAGACGGCUGCAGGUGAAGAGGUGAACAGAAGUGAGCUGUGGUUCGAUGCUGAGGAGGACCUGGAGCUUCCUGAGGAGGACCUGGAGCUUCCUGAGGAGGACCUGGAGCUUCCUGAGGAGGACCUGGAGCUUCCUGAGGAGGACCUGGAGCUUCCUGAGGUCGGACAGAACCCAGCAGCAGAACCAGCUGAUGUCCCAGAGGAAGGUUCACUUCUGUGGGUCUCCAACCUACCCAGUGAGGUCACCAAGAACGACGUGAUGCUGCUGUUGAAGGACUACGAGGCCUCAGAGGUCAAAAUUGCUGUACUGAAGGACGAUCAGAGGGUUGCCAUGGUGACGGUGAGCGGACCUCAGGCUGCUGAGGCUGCAGUGGAGGAUCUGGAUGGACGCCGGCUGAAGGACCACACUGUACAUGUGGAGCACAUCAGAGGGAACGAGAACCUCCAGGACCCCACCAGACCAGGACCCUCAGAGAACCUCCAGGACCCCACCAGACCAGGACCCUCAGAGAACCUCCAGAACCCCACCAGACCAGGACCCUCAGAGAACCUCCAGAACCCCACCAGACCAGGACCCUCAGAGAACCUCCAGAACCCCACCAGACCAGGACCCUCAGAGAACCUCCAGAACCCCACCAGACCAGGACCCUCAGAGAACCUCCAGGACCCCACCAGACCAGGACCCUCAGAGAACCUCCAGGACCCCACCAGACCAGGACCCUCAGAGAACCUCCAGAACCCCACCAGACCAGGACCAUCAGAGAACCUCCAGAACCCCACCAGACCAGGACCCUCAGAGAACCGACCCAGCAGUCCUGGAAGAACGCCUCUUAUCUCCAGCAGCAGAAGCAGGAUGGUGGUGUUCAUCUCACCCACUGCUAGACGAACCUGUGUUCCUCAGCACUAUGGCACCAUGGGCGGCUUCGACACGCUGAUGUCUGAGCUGCUGCAGCGCCACCCGGCGGUUGGCCAGCAGAAGAUCAUGGACGCUCUGGUAGAGCUGAGGAGGAAGCAUGCAGGCGUCCUGACCGGCCUCCCCCUGCAGACCAUCAGGGAGAUGACCUCCCAGCUCCUGACCAGGCCACAGACCGCCUCACAGAUCUGAGCUUCCGAAGGGUUGCUGUUACCAUGGAAACGUUAGAAAUGUUCUAAGCAUCACAGCCACUCUAGUUAUCCUUUGUACCAAUGUUUCCCUCGGGGGUUAUUGUCUGACUUCAUCCAGGUAGCAGCAGAUAGUUCAAAAGCCACAGUUGAUCUUUUUAUUUGGCUGCUUGGUCAAAGACAGAAUUUAGUUUGACGUAGUUUUGGUCAAUAAUUAUGUAUGACAGAGCUUUUGUUUGUAUUUUGUCCUGAGUCAAUAAAAAGGACAUUUGCA